UCAGCCCUCGCCUCGGUGGCUUCCGGGUGGACUCGAGUGGGCCGGGCCUAGUAGGCCGCAAGGAGGAAGCAAGCCCGUUGCCAAGCAUGCUCUGACCCACCACUGAUGGAUAUGGGACAGGAAGUGUUCAGUCAAUUUGCCAUUUAUCAGCAACACUCCACUGUUGGCUCCAAGCAUAUCCAAGCAGGGGAGUAGAGAAUCAGCAAAUAUAAUUCCAAAGUGCUGCAGAUCUCUCAUGGAUAAACUGUAAAAGAGAUAACAAUGAAGGGGAGAUUUACAGGCUACCUUGUGUCUGCUUCUGAAAAUCUACUCCUUGAAUAUGGACAAACUGCUGAUCAAAAUAAUCCAAAGAAACUACAAGAUCUUGUUAUGGUUAGGCAGCAUGCUCAGUAUAUAUGUGAUCUGUGUGACAUGCAAUAUUGUGUUUCGCUUAAAAUAUGUGAUUUGUCUGGUAAUUUCCUUACAAACAUUGACGCGCUUGCAUGUUGUCAUCGUUUAAUUAAACUGGAUCUCCAUAGUAAUCAGCUAGAAGAACUUCCAGGUCCAAUGUUUUGGGAAAAAAUGACAGACUUAAGACUACUCUACCUUCAUGAUAAUGGAAUUUCAGCAUUAGAGAAUGUACACUCAUUAUCUUUCUGUCCUAAUCUGACUGCGCUUACCUUGUUCAAUACUCCACUGUGUCUGAAAAUUGCCUAUAGGCACAUUGUGGUUAACAGCAUUUUUUCACUCAAGGCACUAGACUGUUAUGUCAUUUCUGAUGAAGAAAUCAUGGAGGAUUGGAGGCUUCCAGCAAUAUAUAAGCCAUUUUCUCCUAGCUUUUUUGUUGAUUUUUCCCCUGUUUCUGGAAAGGAAAUUACAUAUCAGGAAGAAAUGAAAAUGAUAAGAGAGAUAAUUUCCAAGAUCAAUUUUGUUCUAGCUCAUCAUUCACCAGUCCUGAUUAUUCAGAAAUGGAUAAGAGGAUAUUUAAUUAGAAAAAGAUUGUGCUUGAUGCCAGUAAAUGAAGUUCUGCGACAUAAACGUUAUAUCAGAGAUGGGCUGAAGAGAAUAUAUAUUCGACAAGCACCUGCAGUACAUAGCAGUAAAAGCGCUAUGCUUCACACCAGUAAGAUAGAACAACAAGCUGCUGUUAAAAAACCUGCAUCUCCGAUCCAAAUUGUAGACCUGAAAAAUCGCAAGGAGCUUCAUUCAUAUUUGAGACGAUUGGAAUACCCCCUUGUAUCAUCCAUGCUCAGAAUGGAAGAAAAGAACAAGAUCAAACAGAAAAAAUCAAGAUUGUCCCGAAGAAAGGAGCUCUUGGAUGAGACAAAAACUGAAAUGGAAGAUGAGAUGGCAACUGCAUUUAGACUUCCAGUGCACAGAAUGCCUUUUUAUUCAUUGAGGAAGGAGAUGCAACGAUAUCAAGAUGAAGAAAAAGGAUUUUUCGAUGGUGUCUAUCAUAUGCGAUACUUCGCACGUCCUGUACCACAAACCUUGCCUAUGCUUGAACCAGGAAGCAUUGACAAGAGGGUUUUUGCCAAAGCAUUUGGAUCUGUAAGACUCCUCCCCUUGUGUGCCAUUGACAAAGCAUAUUGGCAGAGUCAUAAAUUGGACAUCCAGGUUAAAAAGGAGCGGGAAGCUUUGCGGUUGCUAAUGGCCAAAAGUGAAGCUAAAGAAUACGUUAGCCGGUUAUAUGAAGAUAAAAAAGAGAAUGUUCAGAAGAAAUAUGAAGACGACAAAACAAUGACUAAUCAUAUUUUGAAAGAACACAAACAGGAAAAGGCAAUAUUAAUUAGUAAAAUGAAACUCAAGUAUAACAGUUUUUUAGAGAACAAGGAGAGGAAGGCUGCAGACAACACAUUCAUUCAACAUUUCAGCACUCAGCAUACUUCUUUGUCAAAAGGUUUAAUAAGACUUGAUGGUGGGAGAAAACACGACCAAUUUGUGCGUGAAAAGAAGCAUUUUGUUAAAGGAAUAACAAAUGAAGAAAAAAAGCGCAAACAGAGAGAUAAAACAAUUCAAAUGGAGAAACAAAAGAUGUUACAAAGACAAAAUAUGGAUGAAAAAUAUUUUUAUAAAUGUCUAGCUCAUGCAGUGGCUAAUGAGAGAUUUGAACAAUCCAGAAGGAAAGUUAAAGAUAUGAAGAUACCCAGAGUGAAACUCCAGUACUCACUGCCUGUGAUUGGCAGUUCUGGAUUUGCAUUGCCUGUACUACAGUAUCCUGGUUUAGGAGGUAAUGAAUAAUAUGGACAGCAAACAUAAAUCCAGUUGUGACAUGUUAUUUAAAUUGUACAGACAACACUUCUAUUUUGUUAUAAAUGUAUAGCCUGUCUAUCUUUGAACUGUGUGUAUUGCUUUUAAGAUAUCCAGAAAAAUAAGAAUCUGAUGAUUAGACACAAAUACAUAAACAUGUUUAACCAUUUCCAUAUGAAGAUAACACCGCUGUAAAAUAUUGUGCUAAUUGUUAGCAAAUGUCGACCUAUAAGCAGAAAACAUUUCAAGCAUACAUGCAAUUACCUUUGUACUUAAGCUUUAAAAUUAAACGAUUCAAUGCCAUAUAAAAAUAAUUGUGAGAAAAUUCACCAGUUGCUAAUGUAGGCAAGUAGCAUGAGUGCAAUUAAACAUGUUGACUAUCCUUAUUGCUGACAGGAUUGCUGGAGCUUUGCCUCAGUAAUUCUUCAGUAGCUGUAUAUUGAACAAUGCCAUAAGCCAUUAGCUCUGGAUAGAAAGUAUUUUCAGUUACUCUCUGGCUAUGCCUAAUGCAAUAAUUUGGUCCCAGCUGCUAACUUUCAUUAACACACUGUGUACUUUGAUUAGUUUCAUUAGCUGCUUUCCUACGUGUAAUUAAUUAUGGUUCAAGUUGAUUCUACUUAAUUCUUUGUAUAUAUAUUUCUCUGUGUGUGUUGCACACAGGGAAAGAAGAGCUGAACAAUUGCCAGGAGAGAUGUGAGGUCUUUUCUUGCGUCUCCCAGCCCUGAAAUGAAACCCCUCUUUUACCCACUCUCUUACAAAGGGUAUUAUUUUAUAUAUGUCGAAUGGAGUCUUGGGAUUUUAGGCAUGGCCUUGCAAGUGGUGGGAAAAUGUUCUUUCCAUUUAAUGAGGCUCUAGUUGACUUCAUCUGAUACUAGAGACAAACACUUUUUAGUUUAUUGUAGCCAAAUUAGCCUUAACAUCAUACAUGCAAUUUGCAAUGAAGAAAAAGUGGCAGUUACAAAGAGACAAUUUCAGAACUAUGGGAUUUUUAACUUUUUUUCCUUGCUAUGAUCCCAAACAGGAUGAAGGAUCAAAACCACUAAUUGCAUUACAAAGCAAUGUUCUCUAUAGGUGGCAAGUAAUGCUGUGCCCUUUCUUCCCUUUCUGACAGUCCUCCAUUUACAUCAUUUCAUCCAUUUCUCUUUCCUAACGUAGAUGUCCUGUUUCUUUUCCAAACCAAUAAAUAUUAUUUUUAUUAGUUUGGAAGUGCAGAUAUUCACACUCAGUUUUGCGACAUAACAGCUCUUUUGCUUUUAAAUCUGAAAAAUCUUGCAAUUCUAUUUUCAAAUAGCAGUAAAUUUAUUAUGAAACAUUUGAGGGGAGCAGGUAAUGAAGGAGUACAUUCACAUUGUCAUUCUUAGAAAGUGAAAUGUGAGGUAAUCUCAGUCAUCCUGUACCAUGUAUUCUGACUUUUUAUUGUCUUUUUAAUGUAUUGACUUUUAAUUUAGUAUGAUCCCUUUUCACUAUCCAUGCCAUCUCCUCCUAUGUGUGAUCAUUCUUCAACUGCAAUACUUUACUUUUAUUAUCCUCUGAGUGAAAUGCAAAUCCUGACAACAUUUCACAGUUUGGAAUUUAUCUUAAGCUGUAGAACUUUUCAAACUGUAUUGAAACAAAACAAGGUUUUCUCAGUUAACUGUCUUGGCCAAAGGAGAUACAUGCUAAUCAUAGAGAAAGAUUGGGCUAUGUAAUCUCCUUUAAUGGAGGCUUACAUCCAACUGGAGUUAAAGCAGAUCCAUUAAAAGAAAUGGGAUUUAAAUAAGUUAUAACUAAUACAUACUACUGAUUUUAAUGGCUCUCCAUGAAAUACCAACACACAAUGAAAUUCUGUUGUAAAACAGAAUAGAAUCAACAUAGCCUCAGUGUACAUUGAAACAGACAUUGAGUUGAACAAAAGACCUGAAUAUACUUUGCUAAUCAUAUUACUUUUGUGCUUCUCUUGUGAUUUCUGGGAGCCCUGGGGAAAGCUACAACAAAGGAUCAAAGCAUUGUUUUUUAAUGAUACUUUGGAGAAGAACAAAGACAGAGUAGGGUGGGAAAGUGGGGAGGAGAAUGCUAACAAAGGAAUGUGAUUUCAUAAAGAUUAUUUAAUAAGUUAUAAGGUCAGCAAAAAAGAGUUGGAAUAAAUUAAACUACAUGUUACUCUUAUCAGAGGGAGGAGAAAAAUAGAGGUUAAACUCUCACUACAUAUCGUCCUAAACUUUGAGAAUUACCAGGCUAUAAAACAGAAGCACUCGUUUGUUAUUUACUCAGUAUUCUGUUGUUAUUUAUCACUGGUCAGGGGAAAUCAAUAUCGAUUUUAACUUCAGGUGUUUGUACAUUGUUUCACAUUUCCAAGGGAUAUAUUGCUGUUUUUUUUUAAAAAAAA
Anolis sagrei ordinatus is the source of this 4594-nucleotide messenger RNA. The record is from RefSeq and is a predicted model, not a curated record. NCBI's taxonomy places the organism in Eukaryota, Metazoa, Chordata, Lepidosauria, Squamata, Anolidae.